CCGAGUCCGGAGCCCCGCCGCAAAAGCCAGAUUACACUGCCACUCUCGCUAUGAUGGAGGAGCUGGCAGACGGCGUGGACAUGCCGCCCUUUCCGGGAUCGAACUUUGUGCUGCUGAGAAUCACUUUCCCAACCGCCGAUGCGGAGAUGGUUCAUAAGGGGCCACCGGAUAUCUUGAAACGAAGAUUUCAGAGAGUCUUUAAUCAGGUACUUGAUAUUAUGAUUAUAUUAUCUGGACAUAUAGCUUAAUCUGGACAUAUUCAAAAUAAUAGGGACAAUAUCUUGAUUAUAUUAUCUGGACAUAUAAUAGAUUAAUAGAAUGGCAUUUUUUUUAUAUCUCUCCUAGUUAGGACGUCGGCUCUACCAUUAUUAAUUGGGAGGUGGUCCAAUUCGCAAUUAUUGAUGUCUUCAGAAUGAUAAGAUUCAUAGUUCUUUGGUGUGAAAAGUAGGUAACAAGUCAUGUUGAGUUACAACAUCAACGAACUAUCUUCUACCAAGAAUCACAAGAAUGAAAACCCAAACACCUCCUUUGUCCAUGAUGAGGAAACAAACACGCAGGAGUAACCACUCGACACUACACAGGUCUGUUCCCGAUUUGUCGAGUUGCGCGACUUGACUGUCGUCGGCUUUUCGUCCAACCCCUUGAGUGUGAUUCUGAGGGUGGUGGAAACGGCGAAAGAAG
Messenger RNA from Amoebophrya sp. A25, 681 nucleotides. The record is from the annotation of a GenBank genome assembly. NCBI's taxonomy places the organism in Eukaryota, Dinophyceae, Syndiniales, Amoebophryaceae.